AUGCGUCGUGAGCUCAUCACCAUCAACAUUAUCAUCAUCAUCAUCAUCCUCAUCAUCAUCCUCACUAUCAUCACCAUCAUCAUCAUCCUCAUCAUCAUCCUCACUAUCAUCACCAUCAUCAUCAUCCUCAUCCUCCUCAUCAUCAUUAUCAUCACCACCAUCACCAUCAACAUUAUCAUCAUCAUCAUCCUCAUCAUCAUCCUCACUAUCAUCACCAUCAUCAUCAUCCUCAUCAUCAUCCUCACUAUCAUCACCAUCAUCAUCAUCAUCAUCCUCACUAUCAUCACCACCAUCAUCAUCAUCAUCAUCAUCAUCCUCACCAUUAUCAUCACCAUCCUCAUCCUCAUCAUCAUCAUCACCACCAUCACCAUCAACAUUAUCAUCACUAUCACCAUCACCAUCCUCAUCAUCAUCAUCCUCAUCAUCAUCAUCAUCCUCACUAUCAUCACCACCAUCAUCAUCAUCAUCAUCACCAUCAUCAUCAUCCUCAUCAUCAUCAUCCUCAUCAUCAACACCAUCACCACCAUCACCAUCACCAUUAUCAUCACCAUCCUCAUCAUCAUCAUCCUCAUCAUCAUCAUCAUCCUCACUAUCAUCACCACCACCAUCAUCAUCAUCAUCACCAUCAUCCUCAUCAUCAUCAUCCUCAUCACCAUCACCAUCAUCAUCACCACCAUCACCACCAUCACCAUUAUCAUCACCAUCCUCAUCCUCAUCAUCCUCAUCACCAUCACCAUCAUCAUCACCACCAUCACCAUCACCAUUAUCAUCACCAUCCUCAUCCUCCUCAUCAUCAUCAUCAUCACCACCAUCACCAUCAACAUUAUCAUCACUAUCACAUCACCAUCCUCAUCAUCAUCAUCCUCAUCAUCAUCAUCAUCAUCAUCACCACCAUCACCACCAUCACCAUCACCAUUAUCAUCACCAUCCUCAUCAUCACCACCAUCAUCACCACCAUCCUCAUCAUCACCAUCAUCACCACCAUCCUCAUCAUCACCACCACCAUCAUCAUCAUCAUCAUCAUCAUCACCACUAUCACCAUCAACAUUAUCAUCACUAUCACCAUCACCAUCCUCAUCAUCAUCAUCCUCAUCAUCAUCAUCAUCAUCCUCAUCAUCAUCAUCAUCCUCACUAUCAUCACCACCAUCAUCAUCAUCAUCACUAUCACCAUCACCAUCCUCAUCAUCAUCACCACCAUCACUAUCAUCAUCACCAUCAUCAUCAUCACCAUUACCACCACCAUCACCACUACAGGAGUCCAUCUUAACCUACAUUCUGGCCGUAAACAGAAAUACCGACUCGGGCUGCAGCUUCCUGCAGGGAAACCACGACCGUCUAAAUGUUAAAGCAGGAACAUUUCAUAUCCACCACGGGAAGAGUCGUUUCUAUCGCUGGUAUGCACAUAAAACAAAGCAGCGGGGACAAACCCGGGUCCUGACCUGCAGCCCUGCUGCUGCUGCUGCUGCUGCUGGUGCUGCUGCUGCUUCGGUGGGACAAAGAGCUGCUGAAGAAGCCAGAAAACGCAACAGUUACAUGUUGGUGAGAUCUCCACCACCAACGGGAUGUCCCCCUCUUCCAGCGCGCCUGAGCAUCCACUGCGUCUGCGGUCCGAACCCUCUGCCCUGCUGCCCUUGGAUCCGCAGCAGCCUCGGGAAGAUCCGCGCACGUUGGCGCUGA
Messenger RNA from Nothobranchius furzeri (turquoise killifish), 1677 nucleotides. The record is from RefSeq and is a predicted model, not a curated record. NCBI's taxonomy places the organism in Eukaryota, Metazoa, Chordata, Actinopteri, Cyprinodontiformes, Nothobranchiidae.